CCCCCAGGUCCGGGCAUGAACCGCAGCACCCGCUUCUCCGCCGCCACCGCGCGGUCGCUGACCCUGCUGGUGUACCGGCAGACCGGGGCGCCCUUCCCCUUCGACCUGGCUCACCACGCCUGCCCGCUGGGGGCCAAGGGGAUAAGAUGUGUAGCCAAGCGGAUGGACUUUGAUAGGGAUACUAAGGUGCUGAUCUCCGGGUACCUGGACACGCGCUACUCCCCGCUGAUGCGGCAGCUGGCGCGGCAGCAGCUGGCUCGGCGCUGCAACGUGCUCGUGCUGGAUAUCUUCCCUGUGCUGUUCCGCUCCUACCCCAUCGCGGCGCGCACCACGCGGCCUCUAGGCGCGCGCCUGGGCACCUUCCUAGCGGGCCUCUCCCCGCGCCUGCUGCCCUCCCGCCUGCACAUCCUGGGCGGCAGUCUCGGCGCACACAUCGGCUACUACGCCGCCAGGCAGUACCGGGAUCUGACGGGGGACACGCCUGAUAGACUCACUGGGAAUACUUUCACGACCCGUGCCAUGGGCCACACCAAAGGUGGAGAAUUGGGCUCUCUCAUAAGAACUAGUGAACCUUCAGUUACAUUAGGCAUAGAUUGA
Molecule: messenger RNA, 597 nt
Organism: Plutella xylostella (diamondback moth)
Lineage: Eukaryota; Metazoa; Arthropoda; Insecta; Lepidoptera; Plutellidae
Source: RefSeq, a predicted model, not a curated record